Magallana angulata is the source of this 1441-nucleotide messenger RNA. RefSeq names its product myb-like protein X. The record is from RefSeq and is a predicted model, not a curated record. The transcript has 5 exons. NCBI's taxonomy places the organism in Eukaryota, Metazoa, Mollusca, Bivalvia, Ostreida, Ostreidae. Bases 126 to 1283 code for a protein of 385 amino acids.
UAAAGACGUAACGUCACAAAUCGAAUGUUUGAAAGAGGGAAAAUCUACGGUAAUAUAAUUAUGUUGAUUCCUUGUUGCUACGUACGCUAUCACGUUCAUCACAUAACUUCUUCAAGAAUUGAAGGAUGGAAGGAAUACUGCCCUACAGAAGUAGCGAGUUUGAGGUAAACCCACGCAUCUACCAGCCAUGGCGAGACACGGAGGAAAUCGAGAACAUGAUGAUACAAAAGAUGGUGGACCAAACUUUAAUGUCCGUGCUAUCUACAGUGAGCGAGGAAGUGUCCAUGGAUAAAAGUCGAUCAAAGCCAGUUAAGAUGGUCAUCAGAAAUGUUCAAUACGCGCCAUCUAGCGGCACAAGUCCUUUGAAGCCCUCCACCAAGAACAAGAAAGAAAGGCGACCAAAAAAAGGCAGACGAGAGGAAGCAGGAUCUGACGUCACUGUCAAUGAACCAAUGAUUUCAGUCCCAGCCUCAAAAUUCAAGUCUAUGGUACUGAGCGAGGUGGAGUCUAGAGCCACGCGGGUACACGACUACUACAGCUACCAGUGGAACGACUUACAGAGAGACAGGCUCCAAUUGUACGGCGACUUCAUCAGGCUCUCCGAGCGAGACAGAAGGCUUGAGGCACAGAUGGACCUCGCCAUCGCAGAGAUUCAUUGCCUGCAGAAUGAAAACGAGAAACUCAAGAUAGAGCUUGAUGACAUUAAGAAUGCAAAGAAAAAGAAAAGAAAAGAUGCUAGGCUCCGACGAAACAAAGACAAAGAGCAGGAUAGACAAGCUGAUUCUGCAGAGAAAAAUGGCGAUACACAGGAAAGGAAAAUGUCUAAAGAGGAGGAAAAGGAUGAAAUGGCAAAGGAUGGAAAUAAAAAAGCCAGGAAAGGCAAGCAUGGCAAGACGGAGAACACAGAAACAACCGCAGACGCUCUUCAAACCGAAUCUAAUAGAACAGCAGGUUCUAAGAUAUUGAGGGAUAAAUCUAUGUUAAACAAAUUGCUUGAUCUCCAAAAAGAAGCGACCUCAAAUCCGCUGACCAGAGAAAUGGGUACGGGUGACGACGGCCACGAUGAAGACGGCUGCGUUACAGCAACAAGUAUAGUAGAACUGAACUUCAGGUCAAAAGGCGUGGCCCUAAAAUCAAACGUCUUGGACAAGAAAUCAAAGGAAGUGGACAAAUCAGAGGACUACGAAGGUUUAGAUUCAGGAGAACCAGCUGAGUCGGCCAAUGACGUCAGCAAGUCAGGCGUGAAGAAACAGGGGGUUGGAGUUGAAGAUGAACUAAGAUAGGCAGUGUAUUGAACUAUGUCAGGAAGAAAGAUGGCUACUGUCUCAGAUUAAUUUUUCUAUGAGAACCAACUAUUGUAAAAAGUGUAAAUAACAUAUCAGUCGUAAAUUAAACAUAUCCAUUAGAUCAUACAGGUACAAUGAAAAUGUUAAUUCAAUAU